UUGGGCACAUUGAAGAGGCCACGGCUCUUGGAGAAAAGGCAAUGCAGAGAAAGUCGGCCAGAAAGUCCAGCACAUCACGAACCAGCGAGAACCAAAAGGCUCAAUCCACUGCAGCAUUGUCCGCUCCCCAAAAAAAGAAGGGCGUCAAACGUAAGGUCCUAGGUGAUCUCCCACUACGUACUGCAAACUCAGAGGUGCGCAUUGGUGAAGAGAGUAGCAGUGUGCCACAAAAACAGGAGAGAAACAGCGAUAAUACUGGUGUUGCUGCAAAGAAGGAAACAUCACAAAAAGUGGGCCAGAUGUCCAAGCAGAACCGUCGCACCAGAAAGAAAUCGUGCAGCAAAGGACAUGACUCCAGCCCCGUGGAAGCGGCACCAGGAUGCUGCCGUGGUGGCGUGCUCAAGCCAGAGCAGAUGGAUGACGGGGCCAGUUCGGGUGAGGGAGCUUUUUGA
Dermacentor silvarum is the source of this 452-nucleotide messenger RNA. RefSeq lists its product as uncharacterized. Bases 42 to 452 code for a protein of 136 amino acids. NCBI's taxonomy places the organism in Eukaryota, Metazoa, Arthropoda, Arachnida, Ixodida, Ixodidae. The record is from RefSeq and is a predicted model, not a curated record. The transcript has 2 exons.